Messenger RNA from Folsomia candida, 1583 nucleotides. Its product is annotated as insulin-like growth factor-binding protein-related protein 1. Bases 221 to 1351 code for a protein of 376 amino acids. Gene Ontology annotation, biological process: regulation of signal transduction; regulation of cell growth. The transcript has 7 exons. Lineage: Eukaryota; Metazoa; Arthropoda; Collembola; Entomobryomorpha; Isotomidae. The record is from RefSeq and is a predicted model, not a curated record. Gene Ontology annotation, cellular component: extracellular region. Gene Ontology annotation, molecular function: insulin-like growth factor binding.
AUCCAUGUGCUGAGGAGGAAGAUAAAUGUUGUUCUUGUUCUCGUCGUCUCAUUGAGAGGACACGCUCUCUGGAAGAAUAGAACGCGCUUAUCAUCGUCAUCCACUCACUCGCGACUAUCGCGAACAAACUAGUACUACUUGUCCAUCAAACCAGCACGACCAUUUCCAGUCCAAACCACCUCCAAGAAGUGAAAGACCUCUCGUUGCUUGAUCCUUCAAAAUGGCAAAGUUUACUUCGCUAACUAUUCUUAUUUCUUGUUUUCUCAUCCUUGCCACGAUAGCAGGGUCGAGUUAUGCGGAGUCCACGCAACAAUCCCCCAGUGGUGGCGGUGCUGGCGAGAAUCGGGCCUCCAAAGUGAGGACAAAGUUGUCCGCGGCUGCGAGGAAGAAGAAAGUGGGAGGAGUUGUCAGAGCUAAAGUUGAACCAGUUGUGACCACUCUCGCCCCCACCACGACGGCGGAAGAUAACCCAAGCGAGUUAUCUGUCCCGACAACGGUGGGGUCAGCCGAGUCAAUUACUGUGGAAGGUGGUGAUCAUACUACAAACACACUUCCGGAAGUCACUACUACCACGAGGGCUCCAAAAGUUGUGAAGAAAGUGUCCAGAAAUAACAACUCCCCGACACAGCCAGGCUCCAUUCCGCAAGCAUGUGGCGAAUGUUUUCAAGAGGAUUGCAACAUUAUAAAGGACACGAAUUGUCCGAAUGGAUUGGUGUUGGAUCAGUGUUCUUGCUGCUUCGUUUGUGGUGCUUUGGAAGGAAAUCGUUGUUUCAAUGCGUCCCUAAACUUGCCGUAUAAUCCAGACGUCGGAAUCUGUGGGGGUCAUUUGGACUGCUUGCUUCGCAGUGAUCUGGAUCCAACGGAGCCUAGAGAAGCCUUAUGUGAGUGUCGGGAUAAGCGAAUUGUUUGCGGAAAUGACCACCAAACUUAUCUCAGUGAGUGCAAACUUCGAGAAGCGGCACAUACCAAGGUAGGGCUUUUGGUGGCCAGUUGGAGUCCGUGCGUCUCAGCCCCGGUAAUAACGACCCCUGUGGAAAAUGCUACGGUCACCAUUGGAGAAGAUGUUUCCCUCAGUUGUGAAGUGAGGUCUUAUCCAGCGUCAGUCCUUCACUGGGAAUUUGUGGCUGAAGGUUCUUCAUCCCCAAUUCCAUUAGUGCUUCCAGGAGACGAUUCCGGAAUUGUCAUCGUGGUCCGAGGUGGUCCAGAGCAAAUUAUGACGACGAGUUGGAUCCAAAUCAUCGCCGUCAACCCAAAACGGCAAGGAACUUAUUACUGUGUCGCAAAAAAUACGGAAGGCACGACCCAAACCUCUGCUCAAGUUCAAGUUUACAAAAGUGUCGAUGAUGACUAGACACGCUCACGAUCAAUCGCAGUGCAACGUGUCAAUCAUCAAUCACUAAAUAGCUCGUCAAACAUUUUAGCAUGAUACAUAUCCCUAAGACAUAUACUAAACCUGUAAUUUUUACAUGUAUCCAAACACUAGAAGAGCACGACCCAUGAGCGUGUUUUGUCUCUCUCUAUCUGAUUCCCGAAAUAAAAGAACCGUUCUAACCCACAGAAUAAAUAAUAUGAGUGAAAUUUAA